Molecule: messenger RNA, 366 nt
Organism: Morchella importuna
Lineage: Eukaryota; Fungi; Ascomycota; Pezizomycetes; Pezizales; Morchellaceae
Exons: 5
Coding region: 1-366 (121 amino acids)
Source: RefSeq, a predicted model, not a curated record
AUGCGGGAGUCUAAACUAUGUCACGGAAUUAUGGCCAUGCUUGGUAUAAAUAUGCUUACACGUAGAGCUUCGUUUCAGUUCUUCUUGAGCUGGGCUCAUAUCUUCGGCGGCUUAAGCGUAUGUUAUAUUCGAAAUGAAGAUGUUAAGUUCCAUCAUCCCAUUUCUGUAGGGUUCCACACGCAUACCACUUACAUAUUUAGGUACCAAAUCUUUCCCCGUUCCACCCAGCUCUUCUAUCUAAUCAAGGAUUAUGGGGCUUGGUUUUUCGAUUCUAUCAAGAUCACCGAGCAUACAGCAUUUAUUUCUCCUGGGAAAAUGUUCAAGCUCUGUUGGGUAGAAAUGCACCUUGCAGAGAUGAGUGAUUGA